AUGGUGCCUUCAACGAUCUUGCUGGGAGUUCUGGUUUUGUCGAUUGCGUUACCAGUAGUACAAUCAUUCGACUCAUGCACUGGAUGCACGUGCUUUGAUAGAGAUGGACAAGACGUGAUAGACUGUAGCGGACGUAACUACACAACGGUUCCCGAAGGUGUAAGAAACCAAGGCAACGUAUACGAAAUCAUCCUUUCAAAAAACAAAUUAACACAUAUGAGACUGACAGAUUUUACAGGCACAACAGCCGAACUAAUUGACCUUAGUGAAAACGACAUAACGACAAUAGAUGAAAGGGCUUUUGAGAACACAAAGAAUCUGAAAGGUCUUGAUCUUCAUGGAAACGAACUUACUGAGUUGCCGCUCGCAUUAAGUCGUCUUCCUAUGAUUAAUUCACUUGACGUCAGGAACAAUCCUGAUUCUGGAUACAUCCCCAUCGCCUUAACUAACAGCAUUAUGAAGGAAAUGGGUGACACUAUCCAGACAUUCAAGUUUGGGCAUCGCGACCUUGACGAAUGGCCGGAGACUAUUAGUCACUUUCAGGACUUACAGGACUUGACCUUGGACCGCUCAAGUGAUCAGCUCAAGGUCAUACCACCCUUGGCUUUCCACUCAUUCCGGAGCACAUUAUUGGUGUUAACCAUCACGAAUACUGAACUUGUUUCCGUUCCGCUCGGUGUAAGUACCCUUCGUCGGAUUGAUGAGUUCCAUUUUGAUAAUAAUAAAAGGGUGGGUAAUGAAGGAGUCGUUGCUCAAGCGUUUGUUCGACCAGGCAACACUGGUACAUUGAAAACCCUCAGUCUCAUCAACGAUAACCUAACUAGCUUUCCACGUGCCCUCGCGUACAUUCCAAGCCUUCUUAAUUUAGACAUGAGUAACAAUCGUCUGGAAUUUAUCAGUGACCAAUCGAUUGAGAACCUACGUAUCAGCCAUUUGACGAUGCAUAAUUGCAAUCUUGACAGAAUUCCGGGUGCCUUGUUCCAUCUGACAUCACUCAACCAAUUGGACAUGUCUCACAACAACUUGGUGACGAUAGAAAACAAUGAUAUCGAAAACAUUCCUCAUGUAACCAAUCUUACCCUUGCACACAAUCCAAUUAAAUUUAUCUCGGAUACCGCAUUUGGUAGUCAUGAAACAUUAAAUGAAGUUGACAUCAGCUAUACUAACCUCAAUACUAUUCCCGAGGCCUUUAACACCACCCACGUCAACACCAUCAGUCUUGAGGGUAGCAGCAUCGAUUGUAUGUGCAGUUACGUUUGGGUGAGCACAAUCGUCAACAAUUUCGCAGGUUGUUGUGACAAUAUCAGGGAAUCUAUUGAUGAUUAUAUCACCUAUUACGUCCCACUCUGCCCUGAAUACAUUGAAAUUUUUGGAUUGCAACCUACAGCGGAACUCAGUCUUCGAAACCACUUGCCACAUGCGGAUCCUGGAUCUUACGGCAUGGAAAUCAGCGCAAACAAAACAAAACUGAUGACAAAUAAUGACCAUGGAAUCCAAACUGACAUCACUGCCAACGGAGAAAAGAUUGAAACCUUGAAGAAAUUCCAAUACCUUGGAGCAAUAGUUUCAGAUGAGGGGUCUAAGCCAGAAGUACUAGCCAGAGUUGAAAUGACAGCUGCAACACUAGGUAAGUUGAACAUCAUCUGGAAGGACAAGGCAAUCAAGAUCAGCUCAAAGAUAAGAAUCAUGCGUUCCCUUGUCCACUCAGUUUUCUUGUAUGCUUGUGAAACAUGGACCCUGACAGCAGCAUUAGAGAAGAGGAUUCAGGCCUCAGAAAUGAGAUGUUUCAGAAGACUGCUUGGCAUCUCAUACAAAGACCAUAUAACCAAUGAGGAAGUCAAAAACAGAAUAAGGACUCUGAUGAAGGUUCUCCUGAUCUUUGCCCACUGCAAGGCUCUCCUGAUUUUUGCCCACUGCAAGGUCUUGCUGAUCUUUGCCCACUGCAAGGCUCUCCUGAUCUUUUGCCAACUGCAAGGCUCUCCUGAUCUUUGCCCACUGCAAGGUCUUGCUGAUAUUUGCCCACUGCAAGGCUCUCCUGAUCUUUGCCCACUGCAAGGCUUUCCUGAUUUUUGCCCACUGCAAGGUCUUGCUGAUAUUUGCCCACUGCAAGGCUCUCCUGAUCUUUGCCCACUGCAAGGAUCUCCUGAUCUUUUGCCAACUGCUCUCCUGAUCUUUGCCCACUGCAAGGUCUUGCUGAUAUUUGCCCACUGCAAGGCUCUCCUGAUCUUUGCCCACUGCAAGGCUCUCCUGAUUUUUGCCCACUGCAAGGUCUUGCUGAUCUUUGUCCACUGCAAGGCUCUCCUGAUCUUUGCCCACUGCAAGGCUCUCCUGAUCUUUGCCCACUGCAAGGCUCUCCUGAUUUUUGCCCACUGCAAGGUCUUGCUGAUCUUUGCCCACUGCAAGGCUCUCCUGAUCUUUUGCCAACUGCAAGGCUCUCCUGAUCUUUGCCCACUGCAAGGUCUUGCUGAUAUUUACCCACUGCAGGGCUCUCAUGAUCUUUGCCCAUUGCAAGGCUCUCCUGAUAUUUGCCCACUGCAUGGCUCUCCUGAUCUUUGCCCACUGCAAGGCUCUCCUGAUCUUUGCCCACUGCAAGGAUCUCCCGAUCUUUGCCCACUGCAGGGCUCUCCUGAUCUUUGCCCACUGCAAGGCUCUCCUGAUCUUUUGCCAACUGCAAGGGCUCUGCUGAAGGUUCUCCUGAUCUUUGCCCAUUGCAAGGCUCUCCUGAUAUUUGCCCACUGCAAGGAUCUCCCAAUCUUUGCCCAUUGCAAGGCUCUCCUGAUAUUUGCCCACUGCAAGGCUUUCCUGAUUUUUGCCCACUGCAAGGUCUUGCUGAUAUUUGCCCACUGCAAGGCUCUCCUGAUCUUUGCCCACUGCAAGGCUCUCCUGAUCUUUUGCCAACUGCAAGGCUCUCCUGAUCUUUGCCCACUGCAAGGUCUUGCUGAUAUUUGCCCACUGCAAGGCUCUCCUGAUCUUUGCCCAUUGCAAGGUUCUCCUGAUCUUUGCCCACUGCAAGGCUCUCCUGAUCUUUGCCCAACUGCAAGGGCGCUCAGUAUUGUUCUCCUGAUCUUUGCCCACUGCAAGGCUCUCCUGAUCUUUGCCCACUGCAAGGAUCUCCUGAUCUUUGCCAACUGCAAGGUCUUGCUGAUCUUUGCCCACUGCAAGGCUCUCCUGAUAUUUGCCCACUGCAGGGCUCUCCUGAUCUUUGCCCACUGCAAGGCUCUCCUGAUCUUUGCCCACUGGAAGGAUCUGCUGAUCUUUGCCCACUGCAAGGAUCUCCUGAUCUUUGCCAACUGCAAGGUCUUGCUGAUCUUUGCCCACUGCAAGGCUCUCCUGAUAUUUGCCCACUGCAGGGCUCUCCUGAUCUUUGCCCACUGCAAGGUCUUGUUGAUCUUUGCCCACUGCAAGGCUCUGCUGAUCUUUGCCCACUGUAAGGCUCUCCUGAUCUUUGCCCACUGCAAUGCUCUGCUGAUCUUUGCCCACUGUAAGGCUCUGCUGAUCUUUGCCCACUGCAGGGCUCUGCUGAAGGCUCUCCUGAUCUUUGCCCACUGCAAGGCUCUCCUGAUCUUUGCCCACUGCAAUGCUCUGCUGAUCUUUGCCCACUGCAGGUCUCCUGAUCUUUGCCCACUGCAAUGCUCUGCUGAUCUUUGCCCACUGCAGGGCUCUGCUGAAGGUUCUCCUGAUCUUUGCCCAUUGCAAGGCUCUCCUGAUAUUUGCCCACUGCAAGGAUCUCCUGAUCUUUGCCCAUUGCAAGGCUCUCCUGAUAUUUGCCCACUGCAGGCUCUCCUGAGCUUUGCCCACUGCAAGGCUCUUCUGAUCUUUGCCCACUGCAAGGCUCUUCUGAUCUUUGCCCACUGUAAGGCUCUGCUGAUCUUUGCCCACUGCAAGGCUCUGCUGAUCUUUGCCCACUGUAAGGCUCUCCUGAUCUUUGCCCACUGCAAUGCUCUGCUGAUCUUUGCCCACUGCAGGGCUCUGCUGAAGGUUCUCCUGAUCUUUGCCCAUUGCAAGGCUCUCCUGAUAUUUGCCCACUGCAAGGAUCUCCUGAUCUUUGCCCAUUGCAAGGCUCUCCUGAUAUUUACCCACUGCAAGGCUCUCCUGAGCUUUGCCCACUGCAAGGCUCUUCUGAUCUUUGCCCACUGCAAGGCUCUUCUGAUCUUUGCCCACUGCAGGGCUCUGCUGAAGGCUCUCCUGAUCUUUGCCCACUGCAAUGCUCUGCUGAUCUUUGCCCACUGCAGGGCUCUGCUGAAGGUUCUCCUGAUCUUUGCCCAUUGCAAGGCUCUCCUGAUAUUUACCCACUGCAAGGCUCUCCUGAGCUUUGCCCACUGCAAGGCUCUUCUGAUCUUUGCCCACUGCAAGGCUCUUCUGAUCUUUGCCCACUGUAAGGCUCUGCUGAUCUUUGCCCACUGCAAGGCUCUGCUGAUCUUUGCCCACUGUAAGGCUCUCCUGAUCUUUGCCCACUGCAAUGCUCUGCUGAUCUUUGCCCACUGCAGGGCUCUGCUGAAGGUUCUCCUGAUAUUUGCCCAUUGCAAGGCUCUCCUGAUAUUUGCCCACUGCAAGGAUCUCCUGAUCUUUGCCCAUUGCAAGGCUCUCCUGAUAUUUACCCACUGCAAGGCUCUCCUGAGCUUUGCCCACUGCAAGGCUCUUCUGAUCUUUGCCAACUGCAAGGUCUUGCUGAUCUUUGCCCACUGCAAGGCUCUCCUGAUAUUUGCCCACUGCAGGGCUCUCCUGAUCUUUGCCCACUGCAAGGCUCUCCUGAUCUUUGCCCACUGCAAGGUCUUGUUGAUCUUUGCCCACUGCAAGGUCUUGUUGAUCUUUGCCCACUGCAAGGCUCUGCUGAUCUUUGCCCACUGUAAGGCUCUCCUGAUCUUUGCCCACUGCAAUGCUCUGCUGAUCUUUGCCCACUGCAGGGCUCUGCUGAAGGUUCUCCUGAUCUUUGCCCAUUGCAAGGCUCUCCUGAUAUUUGCCCACUGCAAGGAUCUCCUGAUCUUUGCCCAUUGCAAGGCUCUCCUGAUAUUUACCCACUGCAAGGCUCUCCUGAGCUUUGCCCACUGCAAGGCUCUUCUGAUCUUUGCCCACUGCAAGGCUCUUCUGAUCUUUGCCCACUGUAAGGCUCUGCUGAUCUUUGCCCACUGCAGGGCUCUGCUGAAGGCUCUCCUGAUCUUUGCCCACUGCAAGGCUCUCCUGAUCUUUGCCCACUGCAAGGAUCUCCUGAUCUUUGCCAACUGCAAGGUUGCGAUGUUGACGCUGUGCCUGUUGCUGAUUCUGUGUUUAGGAUCAGCUCUAGGCACUCCUUGUUGCUCGGAUAUUUGCGAUUGCGAGGACAAUGUGGUUACUUGUGAAUCCAAGUCCCUAGUUGAUGUACCGAUUUGUGCACCGCAUGAGGUCCUACACUACACAGAAAUGCGACUCGCUAAAAACGGCAUCACAAACCCAACGUUCGCCCGUGUUCCGGACUCUAUAAAAAUCCUAGACCUUUCCAAUAAUAGGAUCACCGUAAUAAGUAUCGACAAACGAAGGCCAGAGAUGGAAUCCCUUGACCUAAGUGGGAACGGGCUUACUGUUGUACCAACGCUGAGUCUACUUCCUGCUCUACACAAUCUAAAUGUGGUAUCGAACCCUAUCCCGUCUUCCAGCACUGGAUUUCCAGUAAGUAUCUUCCGACAACUCGGAACCAAUCUCACAUCCCUUCAUGUCGGACAUCCAACGACAUUCAAGUCGUUUCCCGACACUAUAAGCAGCCAUCUUCCCAAGCUCGAGACUUUUGAAAUCAAUGGUGCCGAUUAUGGUUUCAGCAAUUUGGGGCCAAAUGCAUUUUCAGCGUUUGAGUUGGUCCUCAAACACCUAUACAUUCGGAACACACAUCUCAGUUCCGUCCCCCUGACGCUAAGACGCCUUCGUAACUUAGAAGAACUUUACUUCGAGGGGAACCCUGUGUCCGAUUACGGAUUGCUAUCCGAAGCUUUCAGUGGCUUGAAUAGUUUGACCCUACUGUCACUGAAAAAUGACAGUUUGACAUCAUUCCCCGCUAUCGUCAACAAUCUUAAAGACAGACUUCAAACGCUUAUUCUAGAUGACAACAAACUGUUAUAUAUACGCGAAAACGCUCUGAACAUGGUAAAUGAAAGCAACAUUGAAACCCUAUCUCUCCGUGGCUGCCAUCUCGACAGAGUUCCGGGAGCUAUGGCAGACGAUAGUGGAACCUACCUUCAGAAUAUCAGAGUACUCGAUUUGUCGAACAACAAGAUUCAAAGCAUUGAUCGGAAUGACCUGCACGAUUUACGAAAUCUGCAAAAUGUGUCCUUCAGCGAAAACCCUCUUGCUUAUGUGUCGACAUUGGCGUUCCGAAACCUCCCUAGUUUGGCCUUUAUUGAUUUUAGUAAUACCAGCCUCAAAGUGAUUCCAAUGGCGGUGACCAAUGUGGGGAGACGAGGACUCGAUAUCAACCUAAAGAACACAGAUGUGGAAUGUAUCUGUGAAUUAGCUUGCUUCCAAAAGUACUACAAAGAUCAUUCAUUCCAUGUCCACGGCGAUUGCGAGACAGUCAGUGUUGAACUGACCGAAUAUCUCGAGACCACCAUACCAGCAUGUCCUAAUUAUCAUACAACUGGGUAUCCAAACUAUUUUGCCAUGAAGGUACUUCUAUACUUAUUGGUGGUUACGUGCUUUUCUACAUCUGUAGAGGGCGCUGUGGAUAUCUGCCCUCCAAAUGACGACUCUAUGUAUCCAUCCGCCAAAUGUUCCUGUGUAAAAGGCGACCUUCUUUGCCAAAAUCUGACAAUCUGGCCCCAGCUACCAUCACCACUAGAACUGAAUGUUCUCACCAUAACAAACAGUCGUGGGCUAGUCAUCCAUAACAACACCUUCCAAGAUCUGACAGUGAAUAGGUUAACCAUUUCACAUUCUAGACUUAGAAACAGUGAUUUUGAAGAGAAUGCGUUUGGCGGUUUAACUGUUAAUGACCUUGACCUAAACAACAACCAUCUUGCGACAAUCCCAAUUGCUGUACGACAUCUCACAUAUUUAAAAGGACUGGAUGUUUCAGGGAACGGUAUUCCAGGCUUUGACGAUCCUGAACAGAUUGAAACCAUGUCGCAGAUAGGCGAUUCACUGUUACGAUUUUCAUUUGGUUCGAGAGAUGACAUUGCCAGCUGGCCAACAUCGCUGAAACAUUUCCCAAGACUUGAAGAGCUGAAUUGUACUGGCGGCGAUUUUUCUCUGAUGUCAAUUGAUUCAUUUUAUGGUUACGAGAACUCUCUAAAGAAGCUGAGCAUUAAGGACACACUACUUUACUCCGUACCUCUAGCUUUUGGUCGACUGAAGUACCUGACAGAGCUGUCACUGAAUCAGAACCAUCUAAUUGGAGAUUUCGGGAUGAAUGUUCCAAUAACUGAUAAAUUUCUCACACACCUUUCCAAGAUUUCACUUGACGACGACAAUAUAACAACGUUCCCAGAUAUCCUUGGAAAGUUCCGGAAUCUUAAAGAAAUUUCCAUGGACGGGAAUAACCUUAAAUUCGUGAGUGAAGUAUCUGCAAAAGCGAUACAAAAGAUCACACAUCUAAGUCUUCGUAAUUCAGGAAUUACGCGAAUCCCGGGUACACUUCAGUACAUCAAUUCACUAGAAUCCAUUGACCUAUCAAACAACGGUAUCCAUACUAUCGAACGUAAAGACUUGCAGGAACUCGUUAAUCUAAAAGAGCUGAAAAUGAAUGACAACCCUAUAGUAUACCUUUCCGACAACGCCUUUACGAAGUCUGCAAAUAUCGACUUGGUGGAACUGCGGAAUACUUCUCUCACUAAAAUCCCGUGUGGCGUUAAGGUCUUAAAACUCUCUAAUCAUGAUCUCACCCUUGAUUUCCGAGACAACGUGAUCGAGUGCACAUGCGCACUCCGAUGGUUAUACAACUGGCGAACUGGUGGGACAAGCGAAUUAAAUCAUAAACUAAACAUUCUUGGUGAAUGUGUUACUAUACAAAGCUCCCUGCAAGAAUACAUGGAAAACACCUUACCCGACUGUCCCGAGUUCGACAGUUGUUUCACCUCAUGA
Ylistrum balloti is the source of this 8043-nucleotide messenger RNA. RefSeq lists its product as uncharacterized. Bases 1 to 8043 code for a protein of 2680 amino acids. The record is from RefSeq and is a predicted model, not a curated record. The transcript is spliced from 11 exons. Gene Ontology annotation, cellular component: extracellular matrix. Gene Ontology annotation, molecular function: protein binding. Lineage: Eukaryota; Metazoa; Mollusca; Bivalvia; Pectinida; Pectinidae.